AUGGGUGGUGGAGCUUCUUCAAACCUCACAUACUUCUUCUUCCUCAUCACUAUCGUCCUAUUUGUUAUACAGGCAGAGAGCAGAGAAACGCCACCGCCAAGUCCCAAUCUCGAAGAUGGCGGCGGCAUUGCUCCACCACCCCCGGAAAAACCAUCGUCGACGUUCAAACCAGGCAUAGCCGUCGUGGUGUGCGUUUUGACCACCAUGUUUUCCCUCACAUUUCUUCUCCUCCUCUACAUCAAACACUGCAACGGCGGGAACAUCGACACUGGAAGCAACAUCACCGGCGGCAACUCGACUUCGCGACCGGUCCCGCCGUUAACCGGAAGGAAGAACUCCGGCAUUGACCGCUCCAUAGUGGAGUCCUUACCGGUUUUCCGAUUUGGAUCGCUGCGAGGUCAAAAGGACGAGCUCGAUUGCGCGGUUUGCCUCACAAAGUUCGAAGCAGCAGAGGUUCUCCGGCUGUUGCCGAAGUGCAAGCAUGCAUUCCACGUGGAAUGCGUGGACACGUGGCUGGACGCGCAUUCCACUUGUCCUCUCUGCCGUUACCGCGUGGAUCCGGAGGACAUUCUCCUAGUAGAGGACGCUAGGGUUUUCCGACGGAACAACGAACAGGAACGUUCGUGUUUAGACAUCGAAAAAGGGAAGGAAAUUGCAGAGUCUCGGCGGAGGCAUUCGUCAGUAGGUGAAAGGGAAACGGCAGAGGAACAUAGUCGGAGUUGGACGGCGUCGUUUAGGAGGUCGUUGGACAGUGCGACGUCGAGAAAGAAGAACGAGAACGCGGUUACGGUUGCGGUUGGGGUUGGUUGCUUUGUGCGUCCGAGAAAAGACGGGAUGUUGUUGACGGAGGAGAGAGAGAGAGAUAGGAGAAGUAUGGAACGGAGGUUAGAGCACCGGAUCAUUGUGUCUCCGGGUCCAGUCCCAAAGAGUGGGGUGGAUGAACGGUGGAGCGACGUGCAGGCAUCUGACCUGUUGUAUCUAACGUCGGAGAUGAUAAUGAGUGAGAAUGGCCGUACUAAAAAUGAUGAUGAGCUGAGUCAGGAGGACAGUUGGAAUGGCAGGGGGAUAAUAAAUUCGAGAAGCGUGUCUGAAAUCACGAGAUUGAGCAGGUUCAAUAGAGAGUGCCAACCACACCAACAACAACUUCAACGGCACGGGGAUAGAGAGAGAGAGAGAGAAGAGAGGUUAGUGAAGAGGUGGUUGGCUUGGAUUUCUAAGUCACGCACACUACCAGCGGUACGGUAG
Abrus precatorius (Indian licorice) is the source of this 1245-nucleotide messenger RNA. RefSeq names its product RING-H2 finger protein ATL43-like. The record is from RefSeq and is a predicted model, not a curated record. NCBI's taxonomy places the organism in Eukaryota, Viridiplantae, Streptophyta, Magnoliopsida, Fabales, Fabaceae. The transcript has 2 exons. The coding region runs from base 1 to 1245 and encodes 414 amino acids.